AACCUGAACUCUCCCAACAAAGGUCUGCUGGCCGACAGCAUGACGGACGUGCCCGUGGAGGGCGCCGCUGCGGCAGCCCGCGCGCCCGCUUUCGAGGGGCUGACGCCAGCCGAGGAGGAGGAGCUGCGCACCGAGCUGGCCAAGGUGGAAGAGGAGAUUGGUACUCUGCGCCAAGUCCUGGCUGCCAAAGAGAGACACUGUGGAGAGCUGAAGAGAAAAUUGGGCCUGACUCCCUUUGAUGGGCUGAAGCAAAAUUUGUCCAAGAGCUGGCAUGAUGUUCAGGUCUCCACUGCUUAUAUGAAAACGUCUGAGACACUUGGAGAAUGGAAUGAGAAAGUGACACGGUCUGACUUAUAUCGCUCGGCCAGCAGCACAUUGGAGGACUGGAAUGAAAAAUUAACCCAAUCGGAAGCUUAUAAGAAGACUCAGGAAACCUUGUCUCAGGCAGGACAGAAGACUUCAGCUGCCCUUUCUAAUGUGGGUUCUGCUAUAAGCAGGAAAUUUGGUGACAUGAGGAAUUCUGCAACCUUCAAGUCAUUUGAAGAUAGAGUUGGGACCAUAAAGUCCAGAGUGGUGGGCAGCAGAGAGAACAGCACUGACGGCCUCCACUCCCCAACAGGCGUUGGAGAUAAGCCACCACAGGACAACGCUCCUUUCUAAACCCAUCGCAUGGCUUUGCACGGCUGUGCACAACUGCGAGAGUGAACCCCCCUAAUUUUUCAUCACAGUAACAACAUGCAGAUAAGGGGAGGGGAUGAGCCCCACUCUGAAGAGAGAGAUCCAUACAUCAACACACAGACAUUGCUGCUGGGUUCAAGUCAAAUAAAGAGAACACAAAGUUUUGUACACAACUAUUUUACACUAAAGUUUGUAGAUGAAGUGCAUCACUGUGCUGUCCUCCUGGGAGAGCACUUAAAAUGGAGUUUCCUCAGUGUAGUUCAGAAGCAUUCUUUUGGCAUAAGUUGCCUGUGGUCCCCACUCAGAGAUGUGGUCUUCGAGCUGGGGAAGCUUUCGGCCCACGUGACGAGCAGUUAUGGAAGAAGCUAAUUGCACAGGAGACCUAAAUCUUCCAUUUCUGGCUGUUCAAAAUCAUUUAUGGCAGUAGUUGGGUCAUCCCCCUCGCUUCUCCCAUCACUGCUCCCUCCUGCUAUCCCAGAAAUGGUGCCGGAGACAUGAAUGAGGUAAACAGUUAUUUUCUCUGGGCUCCCAAACAGGAAACUUGGUUUAGCAGCUGCCUCGUUACACUAAUGCUCUAGCUUUAACAAAACUAAAAUCUUUAUUUUUAAAAGCAAUGGACUUCAAAAAUGAAAGCUGACCAGAAAAAAAAGAAAGCUUUAGCAUCAUAUUAGGGAUAUAUUCCCCUGGACUCUGAAGCUGAAAUGCAAGCCUUACAUCACCUUAUGCUUUACUUGUUUAUAAUCUUUUUAUAUAGAGAGAACUGUGAGGGUUAUCAAGUUGGGUUUUGAGCACUGGAGUUUUGCAUCAUACAGUAGUAGCAGCAUGCCUAUGUGCCAGUUAUUGUGUUCAUUUGAAAUGGUGCACUCUGUUGCUUCAGUGUGUAAAACUUGCUUCUCUGUCCUUGAUAUAAGCCUGUGUUCCUGGAAAAGAAGGCUGCUAGCAGUGUGGAUUAGGAAAGGGCAAAGGUGUCUGUAGCAAUACGGGCACCGUACUGGAGAAUCCCUUCUCCGCCUCACCUCUGUACAGGCUACGCAGUUUGGAACAUCCUCAAUGUGAUCGCACAUUCUCUUGGCUAAUAUCCCCACCUAGAAUCGUUGUUUACAGGAACUGGAGAGAAUACUGGAGACUGACCUCUUCCCAAAGUGUCUGGAUAUGAUGCUCUUGUGAUGUCCAGCACAGCUGCUCAGGAGCUGUAGAAUUCAAGGUUACCUUACAGUGGCCUGAUUUGAACCCAGGGAAGAGGUGCCUCCAUGUCAGACAUACCUAGAGUGAGCAAUUCUGUGCCUUAGAGGCGAAGUGGGUCUUACUCAGGUCUUUAGGUUUGCUUACGUACAUAUCAGAGUAGUCGCGAUGGCUUGUUACUCUAGUGGAACUAAACCUUACUCAACCCUUUAGAGAAGCAAGUUUUGACACUUAUCUGCUGAUUUAAUAAUCUCAAUACCCACCCCUGGUCCCCCAUUUUGCAGGUGUUGUGGGAGUGCUAUGACCUGUUAGAAGGCAGACGUACUAGGAACUAGGCGGAGUGUAGAGUGUCAUUUACCGGGGUUUAUUGUUUUGUGGCUGAAUCUUGCCUCUGAAUGGGGGAGCAGUAUCGCUUAAAAUGGGGACUGCUGGAGUUUAGGUAUUGAACUGUUUCUCUUUACAUGUGAAUAUUAGGGAAAUUUGUCAAUAAAGCAUUCCUUUGGGGAAAAAAAAA
Messenger RNA from Alligator sinensis (Chinese alligator), 2374 nucleotides. It is a transcript of the gene TPD52L2, whose product is annotated as tumor protein D52 like 2. Lineage: Eukaryota; Metazoa; Chordata; Crocodylia; Alligatoridae. Gene Ontology annotation, cellular component: cytoplasm. The record is from RefSeq and is a predicted model, not a curated record. Bases 40 to 660 code for a protein of 206 amino acids. The transcript has 7 exons.